This is a messenger RNA of Asparagus officinalis (garden asparagus), 999 nucleotides long. RefSeq lists its product as uncharacterized. The coding region runs from base 1 to 999 and encodes 332 amino acids. The record is from RefSeq and is a predicted model, not a curated record. Gene Ontology annotation, molecular function: zinc ion binding; nucleic acid binding. The transcript has 2 exons. NCBI's taxonomy places the organism in Eukaryota, Viridiplantae, Streptophyta, Magnoliopsida, Asparagales, Asparagaceae.
AUGUCUUUCAAAUGCAUAGAUAAAAUAGCUAAAAUAGCGAGUGUUGAUUUCGAAGUCCUUGACGCUGCUGGCAAGAAUUAUUUGAGUUGGCAUGUGGACCUGAAGUUCCACUUACGUGCCCAGGGCUUAUUAGCCACAAUUUCAACUCCUGCACCACCGGCUACGGCCACUGUUACGGAUAAGGCGAAAGCCAUUAUCUACAUCAGGAGACAUAUUGAUCGGACCCUGAAGGCCGAAUACCUGACUGUAGAGGACCCAAAGGAAUUGUGGACUGCACUUGAGGACCGAUACAAACAUCAGAAAGAUGUGAUCCUCCCACGUGCACGUUAUGAGUGGGAAAACCUCCGACUUCAGGACUUUAAGUCCGUAGCUGAGUAUAACUCAGCACUUCAUAAUAUCACCUCACGCCUGAAGUUGUGUGGUGAAGAAGUUUCGGAGGAACGCAUGUUGGAGAAGACUUACACAUUCUUCCACGAGAAGGAUGCAAUCCUCAUGCAACAGUACCGCGAACGAAAGUUCAAAAAGUAUUCUGAAUUGCACUCCACCCUUCUGAUGGCGGAGCAAAACAGAGAAUUGCUUUUGGCCACUCAUAACCUACGCCCUGCAGGCUCAGCUCCUCUACCCGAAGCUCACAUGUUUUCUUCCCAGAAGCAGAAGAAAAAGCAUAAGGGUAAAUUCAACAAGGGGAAAGCCCCUAAGUGGCAGGCCAGAUGUCCACCCCAGAAAAACAACCCUCCCCAGAGCAGCAAUAGUGAGGGAAAGAAGAAGUGGAAGAAGAAGACCACUGAGCUGUCGUCCAUUCCCAAGAACACUUGGGAGGACAAAUGCCACAGAUGUGGCAUGACUGGACAUUGGUCCAGAAACUGUCGCACUCCGCGACACCUCCAAGAUCUGUAUCUAGCGAGCCAGAAGUCUCCUGUUGAAACAAAUCUGGUGGAAAAGCAGCCGUCUACUCAGUUCACUGCUGAUGACUUCGAAAUGGAUGAUCUUCUCGACUAG